Messenger RNA from Gymnodraco acuticeps, 1246 nucleotides. It is a transcript of the gene ociad2, whose product is annotated as OCIA domain containing 2. The record is from RefSeq and is a predicted model, not a curated record. Gene Ontology annotation, cellular component: mitochondrial inner membrane. The transcript is spliced from 7 exons. The coding region runs from base 80 to 583 and encodes 167 amino acids. NCBI's taxonomy places the organism in Eukaryota, Metazoa, Chordata, Actinopteri, Perciformes, Bathydraconidae.
CUGAGAGAGGAGUAUUAGUAUACGAGCUUGAGGAAGUAGAAAAGUUCUUGUCCAAAGAAACCCUGACAUCUCCUGCAUCAUGAGCUCUGAAACUAUAACCGUGAAGACCGGUGAAGCGCCAGCUGCUGCUGACAUUGUUGCAGCUCCAAAGAAAGGGGAGUGGAAGUGCCCUCUGAGUGAUAAUCAUGUCCACAGAGAAGAUGUGAGAAAGGUUUGGAAAGAGUGCCAAGAGGAAAGCUUCUGGUACAGAGCCCUUCCCCUCUCUAUGGGGAGCAUGGCUGUCACCGGUGGUUUUAUCUACAACGGUGUCUGGCAAUCGUCAAAGAGAUUUGGACCAUUCCCAAAACUCUUAGUUGCUGGGAUCCUUGGUUUCGCAGUGGGAAAAGCAUCUUAUGUAUCGACCUGCCGAAACAAAUUCCAGGAGGUUGGCAUUGAAGGUGGACCGGGAUCUGGACCCUGGGCUAAGGGAGGUUCCUUUGGACCUUUCAAUAAAUCUGGUCAUGGACACAGAUCGUGCCACCAUGUGUGUGAAGAAUGUAAGAAGAAGGCUCAAGAUGCACCUGCAGAACAAGUGAAAAGCUAGAGGAUCGUCAGAAACACUGAAGGACUGACUGCCAGUGUUGAUGUAUCACUUUUUUAGUUUCUUAAAUGCCAUGAAUACAGCAUAUAUUUUGUCUAAAGUAACUUUGAUAUGUUGCACAUCAUUAUUCAUUCGGGAGAAACCUGACACAAAAUUGCCACCAGGGGUAGCUCUCAUGCUUUCAGUCAAAGAUCCUUUGUAAUGUAUUUCAUCUGACCAUAUACCAUUUGAUUUUCAUAUAGCGAGUGCCUUAAUCAGAUGUAAUUUGAUUUCAUUAUCCAUAGCCGUGGGAACAUGUUUCAAAUGGGGGGUGCUGUGGGGAUGACACCAGGGCCGGUUUUGACCAAUUUGCUGCCCUAGGCAAGAUUUUAGCUGGCAAUGAAAAACCUCUACAAAAGACCACAGACAAACAGAGAAACGUAUUGAUAUGGUGGACAGCUUAUAUAAAACGGCUUGAAAUGUAUUUAGUAUUGCUUGAACAUUAUUGGACUCAGGAUUAAUUCAUUUGGAUUCCCGCUGUAUGAAGAAAUUAAAGGAAGGCGCGGAAGUGGAAACAAUUCACAAAGGGAUUAAACUGUUUAAAACACAUGCUCAAAGUAAGCCGGAUUUUGCCGUUGUGUUUAUGUGGAUUCAAAAGUCAUAAAUAAUCUACAAAAUGGAGGAGAC